Molecule: messenger RNA, 411 nt
Organism: Paramecium tetraurelia
Lineage: Eukaryota; Ciliophora; Oligohymenophorea; Peniculida; Parameciidae
Exons: 2
Source: RefSeq, a predicted model, not a curated record
GGGAAUAACUUUAAAUUUCCACAUGAAAUUGUUAUCAGUUGAAUAAAGCGAACCUUAAUAAAACGAAUGUUAGACAAAGAACUAACUAUCUGGGGGAGAACCAUUAUUAAACAAAAAUGAUUAUUAAGUGAAGAAGGUACUAAACAUUAAUGGAGUGUAAUCUCUUGAUACAUCAAAUGAGGGAUGCCUUGAUUUAACCUGGUUAAUUGAGGCAAUCAAAAGAUAAACCGCCUUAGAAUAAGUCUCAAAAGCGAAGAAAAUAAAAAAGUUCUAACUGAAAUUAAAAAGAAAAUAAAAGUCCAAAUAAAUGAGAUUGCUUAAAAAAAUAGCCUUCUAUGACAUUGCCUAAAUACUAUUAAAUAUAUGAUUAAUUGUUUAUGCUUGUUAUUCAUAUUUUAAUAAUAUAUUUUA